AACCAAUCUGUACAUUCGCCAAUCUUAUUUUCUCAGUUUGCCAAUAAACUCAUGGAAUUUAUAUAGGAAGCCAAAGUAUACGAGUUGGUAGAUGGUAAUAUCUUGCCGCUAAAAAAAUACGUCCGGUGUUGAGAGUGCGAAAAUACGAGUGUAAAUCGGACGAUAGUUAGGCUGAAGGUUCAAAGCGUCCAACUCUUUCUGGGACUUACCGUGGAAGAACGAAACGCAUUUAUUCGUUCAGCAUGUAGCACAUGCAGGACUUUGAGAAUUUAAAGUGGCGGGUAUAAUAAUCCACGCGAAUAAAUUGUCUCCAAGUGUGAAGGGUAAAAUGGCGUUUUACGCGAAGAAAUAGGUAAUAACAGUGGGAGGUACUAAAAUUAGAGAAGCCACCGUGAGUGACUCUUUCUUUGCUUGUGGCUUCUUCGCACAUUUUCCAAUGGUCUCUCGUCCUGGUGAUACUCGGUGCUUCAAGUGCAAAAGCUCCAGUGACAUGUACUUGAUUGGAGCUUGUCGCACACGUCAAGUAAUCACUAUUUUAUUUAUAUUGUUAUCAAUGAAUUUUGUGUGUACUCAUGGGAGGAAAUGCGUUUGCAGCAGCAAGGCCUGUAAAGAAGCUGGUAUGGAUACAUGCAGAACGCGAUAUUCUUGUUAUACAGAAUUGAUAGUAAAUAAUGAUGGGAACGUUCGGUUAAACACGACAACCCGAGGAUGCACCGAAAGCCCUACGCCAUUAUUAUGCCAGACAAGAGCCAGACCAUCGCAAGCAAACGCCAUAACGUCCAGGACAUCCAGGACGGAUGAACUUUCUCCGCGUAUACGAGGAAUUCGAGUACCUUGGCCAAGACUUAACUGUUGUGACACACACGAUUACUGUAACACUGAAUCAAUUACCGAGUCUGACGAAGCAUCUCUGCUUUUUCCAACACCAACCCUUUUUCAAGGACACACUCUGCCUUCUAUCGAUCUUGAAACUACUACACAAAAGAGUCACAAUCUGUCAGUUCAAAUAUCCACGAACGAGAUCAGAAACAAUGGAUAUCUUGGAUCAAUCCAUUCAAUUUUACACGGGGAAGUAAGACCGAUUCACGUGGCUGUUUUGUUAUUGGCAAUAGCCGCAUUACUAUCGGUCUUGGCCGCCUGCUACGUAAUUACGAGGUUUCUUGGAGGAUUCCCAGGAAACGAUCUUCGUCAUACAGAAGGACAAUGCUGAAGUCGUGUUUGUAUGCUUUUGAUAGUCUACUAUCCUUUGGUAGAUAUUGAUAUAUACUUUGACUGGAUUCAUAAAUCCAGAAUGAGGUCCGCAUGGUAACGAGGUGCUACUAAAUAAUUUUAUAUCAAAAAGUAAACAAGUAACGAAAGAAAAAGUAUGAGCUAAUUGUUAAGAAAUUGGUUGCCUUAUUGGUAAGGACCGGAGAAGAUUUAAGGACUGGUUCUCUGACCGUCUCUCUGUGUGGCGACCACUGAUGACUGACAAAGACACUCAGCAGACAAUGGACAUCCAUCUAGCAGUGAGCAGGGCAACAUAAGAAGAAAAAUAAGAGUAUAAGAAAUAAAGGAAAAGGAAGACUCUGAAAAAUAAACAAGUCGUGGAAGGGGUUCCAUGGAUUCCAGGUGCCCCAACUGUUCCAAUAUAAUUAGUCACCGGUCGGCGAAAAGAGCCGACCACAUUGUGGAUACUCAUGCGAGGAAUCCAUGAGAAAUCUCAUAAAGAGCACACGGAAGUGUAGAAGGAAAAAAGGGGCACACGUCCCAGGAGAAGCGUGUCGGGACCCAGAGCAGGUGUCUUUGUCCAAGCAUUAGUCAGAAGCUUGUUGUCGUCGAAUAAUACUCGAUUACUCCUUGAGAAAAGAAAUAAAAGAAUUAGUGGAGCCAUCAAAUUCAGCCGUUUAACACAAAGGGUGAAGCAUUCCACAGAAUCGUAUGGUCCUAUCUUAGUCAAGAUCAAGCGUAGGUCCCCGAAGGCACCAGCUGGCUAAAAGAAUCGAGAAGUGGCGUCGCAAACCAGGUGUGUCUCGCUCCGGUCCCACAAGCGGAUACGAUAAAAGAUAAAACUCUGUAUGUGAACCGAUUGUCAGUGACUCUUCGCAGUUCUCGCACACACGAAAAAACCCUGAAGAAGACGCCACCGUGACAGUCCGUACGUAGACGAUAGGAUACACGAAAAAGGAGCCGUCUGUCGUUAUAAAGGUCCCUGCGGCAGAAACUUCUAUACCAAUACUCCUAGCCUGGCCGUCUGUCCCUGGUUAUGUUGGGGACUGACUGGGACCUACGAACAAACACAGGUAUACAUAGCGCCAGAGUGCGUGCACCGACUGGCACAUGGAUACAUAAUGCCACAGUAGGGAGCUUCUCCCUGCUUUAAAAACUAUCAGUGAGUGUUCUUGAGUGUCGGGAAACGGGUGCCCCUUGUUCUUGUGUAUUAGAGGGUGGAGGGGAAGGUGGGACGAGGGGGAAAGGCAGAGGCUGCCGUCGCUCGGCUGUUCGCUUUUCGAAGUGACUCAGUUGGACUCAGUCGACGAGGAGCGUCGUGAGCGAUUGAACGUCCGUGUUACACGUGCUCUUAUAACCAGUUACGUUAAUACGUCCGAGAUGCUUUAGUAUUUCUUGCAUGUGAAUAUAAUAAGCGAGGAGUCUGUUUUCCUUGAUUUCAUUUUUUGCAUAGAGUCCAGUUCAAAAAGAGAUUCCCAGUUUUAUUUAAGGCUGAAUUUUUUUUUAAUUUUACACGUGACAAUUAUUUUGAAACUUUUCGUGAAAAACGGAGAAGUAUCCUUUUCCUAGAGGAUUAUGGUCGAGAUUGUGAAAACUUAGAAGAGGACAAAGAUACAGAAGGAACAGAGGGGCGAGAGAGGAGAGGAGAUUACGCGCACGUGAAUCGCAAGAGGGUUUAUUACACAAAUAAAAUGUUGCCGAGGGAAUUGAUAACUCUCGCUACGAUAACGACGCUGACCGUCGCGACGUCCUCAGCAUCCAUCGAUUUGGACUUGGCCGAUUAUGAGAUGCUCACAGAAGCCACAGGGAAAUCCGUGAAUGACGGUUCACGAGACGUGCAGGAGGUGCGCUGCUAUUGCAAUCAACCUGAAUGCGUCGCUCAGGGAUACUUGUGCCGAGGACGUGGAUGUUUCACAGAAUUGCCCCUCAGAUCAAAUCCUUUGCUGCACAGCGAGCAUGGAUGCCUCGAGGAGAGUUUCAAGGAGAGACAAUGUCCUGCAGGAUAUCUCUGUUGUGAGCAAGACCUCUGCAAUCACGUAGACAGUCCAGCUAUGAGGAAUAGACUGAAUAAGACUCUCCAAGUGCUCAGUGGUGAUCAGAGAGCAUAUUCCGGUUCUACGGUACAGCAUCACAGCAACCAUGGUAGCCAAAAUACGGAUGGAUGGUUUAAAACAGCUACGAUAGCUGUUCCUAUAUGUGGCCUGAUUGUUCUACUUAUUCUGGCUAGUCUAGCGAUAAGACUUUUACAACCCUUGCCAAGUCAGGGUGACAAACUUGGACCCCAUCGAACACCUGAUAAUGGACCACCACUCCUUGGAAACCCCAAAGUGCCUCUCGUUUGAAAGAGCCGCUAAUCCAAAGACUUCCAUGGGAAGGAGCGGCUUAUCGAUAACGAUUACUGUAAUAAAAUAAUAAUGAUUAAGACUCCUAGAAAGCUAGCGGGCCAAUGUGUGGCUCCACUUGGCUGUGAAUAUUAUCAAGAUGAAAGAUGAAGUAGAAGGAAGAUACACUGACACGAUGCAUAUGCAUACACGUACACACAUGAAAAUGUAAAUUAUAUCUAUGUUGAAACCGUCGCAAUUUAUCAGUAAAUUACGACGAGUAUGGACAACAUCGCGUAUGUCCUUUUAUUUUUGUAAAUAGUACUAGGUUCUCCUAGGUAUUUCUAUCGUAUUACGGUGAGUUAGGGAUAUGCGAACAGUUCGAAUUUUGUAAUGUUUUCUACGUGAUUCCUUUUUUUUGUUCAUCAUACGCAAACGCGUAAAGUUCUCAAGAAACGAACCGCUCGCACAUUUCUCAAUGUAUUCCAUAUAAAUAUUAUAUUGUGAUAAUAUUCUAUAAUUAUGAUAAAUAAUAUUAUUUACGUGUACUAAGAUUUUAUUCAUGACAUGUAUUCGCCUUUGCAGACUGACUCGAUAAGAAAAGAGAGAAAGAGUGAAAAAAAAAGUCCGAUUAAAAUAUAUCGAGAGAGUAACUUUA
Cephus cinctus (wheat stem sawfly) is the source of this 4188-nucleotide messenger RNA. Its product is annotated as BMP and activin membrane-bound inhibitor homolog. The transcript is spliced from 8 exons. The record is from RefSeq and is a predicted model, not a curated record. The coding region runs from base 2901 to 3551 and encodes 216 amino acids. Lineage: Eukaryota; Metazoa; Arthropoda; Insecta; Hymenoptera; Cephidae.